Chelonus insularis is the source of this 3325-nucleotide messenger RNA. Its product is annotated as VPS35 endosomal protein sorting factor-like. Gene Ontology annotation, cellular component: endosome. NCBI's taxonomy places the organism in Eukaryota, Metazoa, Arthropoda, Insecta, Hymenoptera, Braconidae. The record is from RefSeq and is a predicted model, not a curated record. Bases 314 to 3265 code for a protein of 983 amino acids. Gene Ontology annotation, biological process: endocytic recycling. The transcript is spliced from 9 exons.
GCAGUUGGUAAAAAUUCAGAAUAACUAUUAUUAUUAUCAAACAGCUGUUCUGCAAUCAACAGAAGAUAAUAGAAAAAAAGGUGUAGCGAUUGACAGAUACCGCUUACCGCUUUCUCACUACUUUGAAGGCUAAAAUAAUUAUACAAUUCAUAUAUUUUUUAUUUUUUCAUUAUAUAAAAAUACUAUUUAGGAUAAUAAACAUGAGUUUUAAUAAUAUAUUUGUUUACAAAUAAACUAUGAUCUUGAAAUAUUAAAUAAGAAAAGGUUAUUAACAAUUUUCACUGUAGUGUAAUAUUGUUAUCAAGUUAGAAACAUGAAUGAAAUUAGCUGGUUAUCAUACUCUGUGGAGUACAAAAUUAAAAAACCACUCCCAUCAGAAGAAACUUCGGAGCAUCCUUUAAAACCUUCAGUAAUAAUUCCUAUAUUCGAUGGAAAAUAUGGAGCAAAAAGAGGAAUAUUUCGGAGUACAAGUACUAGUACAUCAAACAGUACUCCAACACCUACUCAUACUCCUGUUAAUGCAGGACUUGCUUUAUGUGAUCCUCUUUCUGAAGCAGCAUCCGUAUUUGAUGGGACUGAUCCUCUGAGUCAAUUUGCAAGAGAAGAGUUAGAUCCACUCUCUAAAAUGGCAGCUGAUGAAUGGGAUUAUUCAUCAAAUGUCGUCACUUCAAAAAAAAAAUCCAAAGAUAAUACAGUGGAUGAAUUAAUAGAGCCUUGGUCAGUCCGACGAGCUGUAAUAUUAAAUAAAUAUACAACUUCAGAGAAGCUUACAAUAGUAACUAGUUUUCUAACUGGAGGCGAAAAGGUAGUAAAAAUUCAACCUAAUAAUCUUGUCGAUAAAGUUCGUAAUCGUUUGGAGCAGCUAGAUGAUUUUGAAGAAGGAUCAGUGAGACAAAUGCUUGAUUUAUCGCAACAAGAAUAUGUAUCAAGAAUAGAACAAUUAAAUAAUGAAUUAGUACAAGCUUGGCAUUCAGAUCAGCGUGUAAAAGCUCUAAAAAUUGCUAUACAAUGUGCAAAAUUAUUAGUAGACACUUCAGGGAUGGCUUUUUAUCCUAGUAAAUUUGUUUUGAUCACUGAUAUUCUUGAUAUAUUUGGUAAACUUGUUUAUGAUAGAUUAAAAAUGAAAGCCGAUUAUUACAAGCCAGGAAGUAAAAUUCCAACAAACCUUCCAGAUAAUUUUACACCAGACAUGGUACCAGAAAAUGCUAAAGAAACUUGUAGAAAUUGGUUCUAUAAAAUAGCGUCUAUUAGAGAAUUAGUACCAAGACUUUAUGUGGAAAUGGCAAUAAUUAAAUCCUACAGCUUUUUAACAACAAAUGAAUUUAAUAUUGCUCUUCUUCGUAUAACAAAAAUGAUUCGUGGGAUUGGUAAUCCAUUGAUAGCCGUUUAUGCAAGAUGUUAUCUUUGUCGAGUGGGUUUAGCUUUAAAAACAACGGAUUUAGAAUUUGUUCGAGAAAAUCUUUAUGACUUUUUACUCACUUACCAUCAAUUAUUCAGUCAAUCAAUGAAAGCAGAAUUGGCUCGUCAAAACAUUUCAUUUUUUGUUUAUUUAAAUCUAUACACCCCAGCGUUGGAUUGGAUUUUGCAAGUUAUGACAAAAGUAGCUGAUGAAAAUACUCUAACAGAGAUAUUAACAAGAUGUAAGCAACAAAACCAUGGUGCUCUUCUGUUUAAUGCAAUUCUUACAGCUUUCAAGCCUUCGUAUGUAGCUUCAAGAGCCAUGGAAUUUGUUCAUUUGAUCACAGAUUGCAGUGAUGAUACUGCAUUCCCACAAUAUAUAUUAUAUCGUAAUCUGGGUGAACGAUUGGUCCAAGAAGAGAUGCCUAGAGAAGAUUGUCAAGCUAUUUUCGAAAUUGUUUGGAAGUAUAUAAUUAGUUUACAAGAUCCAAUAAAAUUCAUGCAUUGUGCUGAAACUUGGAUUCAAUUUGUAGUGAUGCACUUUUCUACUACUGAACUCAAUGAAUUUUUAAGAGAAAUAAUUAAUCAUUUAAGUCCUGAUCGUUCAUUUGAAAAUUAUUAUUUACAAUUGCAAGCUAUAAUUGAGAAAAUUGUCUCGAAAACUCAAGAUUUUGAAUCUUUAUUAACUAUGGAGAAUUUUUUACCUCUUAUUGAUUUAUUUCACAAAGAAAGUGUUAAAGUAGAUGUUUGCAAAAUUAUUAUUGAAGGAUUAAGUGCACAAAGUGGUCCAAUAACUGAUCCAAUAAUUAUUAAUGCUCUUAUGUACAUUUCUAAGAUUAUGCAUGAUUCAGUUAAUGCUUUAACUGUUGAUGAUGAAAAACGACAAAUUGGAGUACUCAUUUGUGGUCUUGUCCAACGAGUUGAUUAUGGAAGAGAUUUUGAGAAACAAUUGAAUUUUUAUGCUGAUGCUCGAGCUGCUUUUCCAAACUUAGACUCAGUUCAUGUGCAAUUAGUACAAUGUGUAAAUAGACAGGCUGUGGAAACGAGGAAAAUUGUUCGAGGUCAUCACACGAGACGAACUGCAGCAUUUGUUCGUGCAUGUGCUGCAUUUUGUUUUAUUACAAUUCCUUCAUUAACUCUUGUUCAAACUCGAUUACAACUUUAUUUAUUGUCCGGCCAAGUGGCUCUAUUGAAUCAAUGUUUAGGUCAAGCUGAUGCUUGUUUCAAAGCUGCCUUGAAUCUCGUUCCAGAAAUGCCUAAAACAAUCGAAAUUGAUGGUAGGCCUAAAACUUCUGAGCCCUACAUGUUGUCAUAUCUCUCUAGCUUCCUAUCUACUCUACUUAUAGUGCCGGACAGCCCAGAACAUGGAGUGUUAUAUUUGAUUAGAGGACUUCUAAAUGCAGUUCAACGAUUUUUUGAUGAAAAUAGCUCAGUAAAAUGUACUCUUUAUCUCAGAGUUUUAGAUUUAUUAUCUACUGUAACUUUAGAGACUUAUCCUUACCAUAUUGAUAAGGUUGAUUCCAAUGACAAACUUUACGGAAGCGAUGAAAAAUUCAUUUCAGAAGUAAACAAAAUGUGUACAAAAAUUCUAGAAGGAAUUUUAAGUCAUCUAAAAUAUCUAGGUCAAUCAUCGCAAUACGAUAAACAAUCUGCACUUUCUACAGAAUUAUUUAUGCGAUUGAUAAUACGUGCAGAUCUUCGUCAACCUUCAUUGGCAAAUAUGGCUAUUAGUUUAUGGAAUUUAUCACAAAAGCACGGUUAUGCUGAUGCAAAAAUACAGAUGAAGACACUAGAAUACAUAAAGAGAAAAAGUUGUAGUCCAAACUUUGAGCAUUUAAAAGAAAUUGUAAAAAAAAUAUCAGCAUGAGUAUAGUCAAGUGAACAAAAUUUUUUUAAUAAUGUAAAAAUAAAAAGACUUAUUUAGAUA